Geodia barretti is the source of this 9510-nucleotide messenger RNA. NCBI's taxonomy places the organism in Eukaryota, Metazoa, Porifera, Demospongiae, Tetractinellida, Geodiidae. The record is from the annotation of a GenBank genome assembly.
AUGCAGGAACAGCAACAUCAGCUUUUAGAAAAGAUCCGACGCAUUAAGCAGAGAAGUCAAGAGCUUGAGCAUGAACUAAAUCAAGAGCAACAGAGCCGGCAACAAGAGCAUGAAAGAUACCAAAAUCACCUUCAACACGAACAGCAGAACCGAAAGCAAGUUGAGAAUCAGCUGGAGGAAGAAAAAGAGGUUCACCGAAAUCUUGAAGUUCGCCUUCAGCGGGAACAGCAGCAAAGUGAGCAUUUGUUCCAGCAAGAGCAGGAAAGAUACCAAAAUCUUCAACUCAACCUUGAGCAGGAACAGCAAAGCCGGCAGCAAGUUCGGGGUCAGUUGCAACAAGAGCAGGAACGGUCUCGAGGUCUUCAGCAGAGUAUCCGAGAUCUACAGAGCCAGCUGGACAGAGCAACAAUGGAGAUUCAGAACAUGCAACCGGAGAUUUUACUGACCAACUCCUCGUUCACUAGAGCUGAGCACUCAAGCGUCCAUAUUGAAGGGCCAGACCCUAUUGGGGUGGGAGCAUGGGGGAAGGUAGAGAGAGGGAGAUUCAGAGGGAGUCUGGUGGCUGUCAAGUCCAUUCACCAUGCCAUGCUCAUACAGAGCACCAUUAACAGGCUAAGAAGAGAGGUCACUAUCAUGGCCCAGGUCCAGCACCCUAAUCUGGUUCGAUUCGUGGCAGCAGUUCUGGAUGGACCGGCAGAGAGACUGGAGGCUCCUGCAAUGAUCCUUACUGAGCUACUCGAUACAAAUCUUCGCAGGGCCUAUGAAGAAAGGAGGGUUGCCCCUGCUCAUCACUUAGGGAUUCUACGAGACGUGGCUUACGGCCUCCACCAUCUCCACAAUCUACAGACUCCCAUCAUCCAUCGCAACGUCAGUGCUCCAAAUGUACUUCUUCAGCAACUACCAAAUGCUGGCUGGCUGGCAAAGGUCUCUGACUUUGGCUCAGCCAACUUCGCAAAGCUGGCCAGAACAAUGGGAGAAGGAGCUUUCAUCUACACUGCUCCUGAAGCAAUGCCUGCCAUUGUGGCUUCGGACGCUUCCGAUACUGAGCCACAAAGACUGACAACGAAAGUAGACGUGUUCAGCUACGGGAAGGUGGCCUGUGAGCUGGUUGUGGGAGAAAUGCCAGUGCCAGAGAGGUUCCGAGCCAUGUUGAGGGAGGUGGAGAGAGGGUGGGUGUUCAUGCACGGAGUGAUAGUGCACUGCACCAAGACCAAUCCUCUGAAGCGGCCUUCAAUGGCUGACAUCCUCCAUGAGCUGCCCUGCCCUGCCCCUCAUAGGAAGAUUUCCGCGAGGUCCUCAAUGAGCGAGCGACCUCCUCCUCAGCAGCUUGACGCAGCAACCCCGGCCGCUGAGCCGGGGAUCGCGUCUCCGGAGCCCGAGACAGACGAAACGGGGGGAGAUAUCCCGGCCCCGCCCCCUCAGGAAACCGGUCCACAGCGGCUCACCCCUCCUUCUCGAGCCUCCCCUGUGCAGCAGGCACAGCAGGAGGAACCAAUGGACACUGACCCUCCUCACCCUCCUGCGACCAGCCAGCCUCCACCUCCUCCUAAAGAAAUGGAGACGGCCUCCACGGAGGAACCAAAAACAGUGGAACCUGUAUUGAAUGGUCUGCAGUUGAAGACACACUCUAAACCGCUGUUGAAGGCCUUCAGCUAUGCCCUGGCUCCCGGGACGGACACCAUCAACCCAGUCAAGAGGAAGGUUCUGGUGGUAGACGAUGAGGGAGUCCAGGGAGACCACGUGGCCGUACACAGACUAGAGCCGUCUCAGAAACUCACCGAGGUGGUUGCCGGGCAUCGCCAAAACAAGCUCACCAAGGCCGUCAUUGUAGUCAACACCACAGACGGUCUGAUACUUGAGCCUGCGUACCUGGAGGGGUACGAAGGGAGCAACUAUCCUGUGUUGAUUGAGGAUGUUCUGUGUGAUAUUGAGGCAGAGAGUGCAGUCGAUGCAGUGCCUCACCGUCAGCCUGCAUGUUAUCCACCAUUUGUGACUAAAGCUGAGGGGCCCAAAGAAACUAGUUCACAGGAGAGCAACAAGACUACAGGCUUCAGAAAGCCGUUCAAAAGGACCCCAAUUAAGCAUGAGCUGAAGAAGCUGAUGUUCACUGGACCUGGAGAUACUCCAGUUCCAUUGAGUGGAGAUAGUGGAAAUUUCUGUAUGGUCAUGUCCGUCUUCCACAAUUACGAAAGCUCGCAUGUUGAACCUAUAUUCUAUGAUGACUUUCCUUUCUACCUCAUACUAGCAUACAGGAUCCAUAUGCGGAUGAGCAUGUACCAGUGUGAUGAAAAGCAGCAUUUCAUAAUGUCUUGCAUCAACAUGAUGGAGAAUGGUUCACAUCGUGACGUUUCCAAAACUCUACUUAAAUUUCUAAGAAAACCAGAUUUCGCCAUAAUGUUUGAUGACAGCAAGGCCAAUAUGGGUGUCUUUGUACUUCUUGAGCUGGCCUGCAUUGAUUUGUGCGAGGUUUCCUUUACAAACCGUCAGAACCAUCACACUCAGAAGAAGCCACCUUUACUCUAUGAUAGAUUUAUUUACAACACAAUGGUUUGGGUAUCGUUGUCUCUGAAAGUGAGGUCCCAAAGAGGAGCUGUGACCAGGAACGCUCCCAAGCAAUGGGAGGACCAUCUCACCAGUAGAAGUCACCAUAUUACGUUAAACCAAGCACAGAUCGACGGCCUAAAGAUUGGGCUGAAGUUCGGGAAAGCAAUCGAGCUUCCAUCAGACCUUAGAUUCAAUGCUGAUCUGAUGUGCGAUAUGGUUGUUCCACGUGACCGAUUCACCAUCACAGUGCGAUAUUUCACACACCUCACGUAUUUCUUCAAAGAGAUGCACAGCAACCUGAGUUCUGCUGGCACGGUGGUCAUUCUGACCUACCUGAGAGGAGUGUGUGAUCAGUGCCUUGGACCAGGGAAUACUGUUAACUACAGUCGUUUCAGCCCAACUGGUACUCUGGCUGGCACUCUGACGGAGGGCCUAGAGUUCCUGAACCAAGUAUCGGGGAGCUGGGCUCAUCGUAAGGUCGACCUGAAUGCUCAGAUAAAGGCCGAGCUCUCGAAGUGGCUGCAGCUUCUCUUGCAGCUGAUCGACGUGACUGGAGAUCAGGCCCACACUCACCUGAGACAGUUUGUCAAGGGAAAAGGAGUUGUGAAGGACUUUCAGAAGGAAAUCAAGCACACCGUGGUUUCUACCACUAAACAAAACUUUUCUCGAUUGCCCAUCCAACAAUUUUUCCUGCUGUAUACUGCUUUCAUGAUAUGGCCUUCCACCUUCCUGGAGGACUAUCUCAAACAGUACAAGGUGCCCGAAGGUGUCAAAAUUUAUGACGGAAUGUGGGCCGAGUUCUUUGGGGGAAUUUCAGAGAGAUUCUCAGGAGCCCACUCUCACUACUUCAUCAAUGACUUUCUUCAGUCGGUGGCAAAGAGGUACGAGGAGAGUAAAAGAUCCAGGGAUUUCGUCCUUGAUCUGCUGAAACUGCACGUGCCGACACUUCUUGUCAUUGAGUAUGGAGAAGGAGAGGAUACAGUGAAGGAAGGAGAGAAGGUUCAAAAGGACUUCAAACAGUUUCUCCACAAUUUCGUGCUGAGAAAUGCGCUGAAACAAUCGCUUCUCAAAGAAAUGAGUGUCAUAAUGGACUCCAUCACAGCAGAGAAAGACGAGUUCCAAGGCUUGGUCCUGGAUGUGCUCAAGAAGGAGGUGGUCCCAGAGUUCAAAGUCCUCCGGGGGAAGGAGUCCCUACCCCAUGCUACCAUAAAGACCAUUGUUACAGAGCUCUGUCGGAACCUAGAAUGGCAAACAGUUGUUUCUCCUAAACAGAGUUUCUGCUGGGGUAUCGUGGCCAGCUGUUGCUGCAAGGUUCCUGUGAGGAGCGAGAGUCUGGAGUGGGUCCAGGACUAUGACUACCUCAUCAAACAACUCUGCCACAUCUACAAGGCUUACUGCACUGGUCAGGGGAUGCGGGGUGAGGAGGACAGGAGACUCAAGGAAGAACUCCCGAAAGAAGUCCAACAUGAUGACGAUAUCAAAACGUACUUUGAGUGGGUUCUGCAGGUGCAGACAGUGGUGUUCGCCUGGCAUUACAGAGUCAGUGGAAGAGAGUUGAACUAUGAUGAAAUCUUGUUAUAUGCCAGUGUGCAGAAGGAAAUACAGUCACUUAGUGAUGCCAUUAGUGCCUCCUCCAGCAUCCUUGAGCCUUAUAUCCUUCAGCAACAGAAGAACGCUUUCCUUGAGUAUUUUGAGCACCUCCACAUAAUGCUGUUAAGAUAUAUACCUGGCAAACAAGAGGUCGGGUGGUGCACUCUCUCCUCGCUUCUCGCGGAGAAUGGCGUGUCCUUUCCACCUGAGGUGGCUGAAGCCAUCAACAAGUACGUGGUGAUUCCCGGAGAGCCAAAAGAAGUGGAGGGAGGAUUGCUCGAGUAUGAAAUGCGAUCGGAUACAAUGGGACGGUUUAUACCGGGCCAACCCGUGUCUCUCAAGCUGUCCAAAAGACUGGGACUAAAGCAGUUAACGAAGCUUGUUUUUGACCUUCAGGGCUUUCUGGAGCCAAUCCUCAAUCAAAUGGAAAUGCUAGUCUUCUUCAAGCUACACAAUAGUGUCAUGUUCGAGGAAUACCAGAAGCUUUUCCUGGACAAGGAGGUGAAGGAGCUAGAGAGAAAGCUUCGUCCUCCCAUGCCUUCCAUCACAUCCACAUUUGGCAACUUUCCAUCCGUGAGCCUCCGGCAUCCAGAGGAAGAAGAAGAACCAAAGGUAAAGAUGAGUCUCCCCAUUCUGGUGAAGUCUCUGGACCGGACCAAUGAGCUCCUCAUCAAGCUAAUCGAGGGGAACGCAACCUACAACGAGAUAAUAGCCGAAGGUAGGCUAGACCUUGAGAACCUUGACAUCGAUCGAGAGUUUGAGAUUCUUGCCGACUUCAUACUCUACCUGAAGCACACGCUCAAGACGGAAGUUGGACUAGAAGGGGUACGGUGUAUGCUGGAGCUUUUCCAGUACCAGAGACACAUCAUAAAGGUACGUGACGUCUGUGAGCAGUACAAGCUGAAGGGCUGCCUGGGAGACAAGAAUCUGCGGGAUUUAGUUGAGCUCGCUGAGGAUUUGGGCCCAGAGAAAAGCAGGCGAGAGCUUACGCUCAACGAAGCCACCAGGAGAAUGAAUCAAGUGAAACAACUUCUCUUUGACGGUGAAAGGGCUGGGAGCCACUGCCUAAAGCUUUUCGAUGCAGUCGCCGACAGUGCGGCGUUUUACCAGUUCAUCAAGGACAAGCGAUUCAGUGGAGCCCAGGGCCAGGCAGUGUUCACUCAGAAAUACCAGCUUAUCACAGCGCAGCUCCAGCAUGAAGAAUACAACGAGCAAGUUCUGAACCACCUGUUCACCGCCUACAAGUUCAUGCUUCCGUUCAUGAACACCGCGCAGGACUUUAGUACCCUGAUGGAGGCCGUGGUUGGACUGGACACGUCAAAAGGUCUGAAGCAGUUGGAAACUGUCAACACUAACAUUACACUUAUUCGACUGUGGUUCUCCAGAGCUGAGAUACUGGAAGAGAACAGGGGAGUGAAGGGUUCUGGAGUGGAUGCUAAGCCAGAGAACUUGCUGAAAUUCGCUGCUGAGGUGCAGGGAAAAGGAACUGCCUCAGGUGGUAUGCUGGACUCUAAUAGAAGGGAGGAGCAAAGCAUGCAAGAAGCCUUUAUUCAACUACAAAUUAGGGACCGUCUGAUUAAUGAACUUCAACAUGAAAAACACCGCCUCCAAAUAGCAAUGCAGGAACAGCAACAUCAGCUUUUAGAAAGGAUCAGACACAUUCAGCAGAGAAGUCAAGAGCUUGAGCAUGAACUACAUCAAGAGCAACAGAGCCGGCAACAAGAGCAUGAAAGAUACCAAAAUCACCUUCAACACGAACAGCAGAACCGAAAGCAAGUUGAGAAUCAGCUGGAGGAAGAACAGGAAAGUCACCUAAAUAUUCAAGCUCGCCUUGAGCAGGAACAGCAACAAAGCGAGCAUUUGCUCCAGCAAGAGCAGGACAAAAACAAAAAUCUUCAACUCAACCUUGAGCAGGAACAGCAAAGCCGGCAGCAAGUUCAGGGUCUGUUGCAACAAGAGCAGGAAUGGUCUCAAGGCCUUCAGCAGAGUAUCCGAGAUCUGCAGAGCCAGCUAGACAGAGCAACAAUUCAGAACAUGCAACCGGAGAUUUUACUGACCAACUCCUCGUUCACUAGAGCUGAGCGCUCAAGCGUCCAUAUUGAAGGGCCAGACCCUAUUGGGGAAGGAGCAUGGGGGAAGGUAGAGAGAGGGAGAUUCAGAGGGAGUCUGGUGGCUGUCAAGUCCAUUCACCACACCAUUCUUAUGCACAGCACCAUUGACAGGCUAAGAAGAGAGGUCACUAUCAUGGCCCAGGUCCAACACCCUAAUCUGGUUCGAUUCAUGGCAGCAGUUCUGGAUGGACCGGCGGAGAGACUGGAGGCUCCUGCAAUGAUCCUUACCGAGCUACUCGAUACAAAUCUUCGCAGGGCCUAUGAAGAAAGGAGGACUCCCAUCAUCCAUCGCGACGUCAGUGCUCCAAAUGUACUUCUUCAGCAACUACCAAAUGGUGGCUGGCUGGCAAAGGUCUCUGACUUCGGCUCAGCCAACUUCGCAAAGCUGGCCAGAACAAUGGGAGAAGGAGCUUUCAUCUACACUGCUCCUGAAGCAAUGCCUGCCGUUGUGGCUUCGGACGCUUCCGAUACUGAGCCACAAAGACUGACAACGAAAGUAGACGUGUUCAGCUACGGGAAGGUGGCCUGUGAGCUGUUUGUGGGAGAAAUGCCAGUACCAGAGAGGUUCCGAGCCAUGUUGCGGGAGGUGGAGAGAAGGUGGGUUUUCAUGCACGGAGUGAUAGUGCGCUGCACCAAGGCCAAUCCUCUGGAGCGGCCUUCAAUGGCUGACAUACUCCAUGAGCUGCCCUGCCCUGCCCCUCAUAGCCGCGAUCAUUUAGCCAGAGGAAGAUUUCCGAGGUCCUCAAUGAGCGAGCGACCUCCUCCUCAGCAGCCUGACGCAGCAACCCCGGCCACUGAGCCGGGGAUCGCGUCUCCGGUGCCAAAGACAGACGAAGAUGUCCCGGCCCCGCCCCCUCAGGAAACCCGUCCACAGCGGCUCACCCCUCCUUCUCGAGCCUCCCCUGUGCAGCAGGCACAGCAGGAGGAACCAAUGGACACUGACCCUCCUCACCCUCCUGCGACCAGCCAGCCUCCACCUCCUCCUAAAGAAAUGGAGACGGCUUUCACAGAGGAGCCUAAGACAGUGGAACCUGUGCUGAAUGGUCUGCAGUUGAAGACACACUCUAAACCGCUGUUGAAGGCGUUCAGCUAUGCCCUGGCUCCCGGGACGGACACCAUCAACCCAGUCAAGAGGAAGGUUCUGGUGGUAGACGACGAGGGAGUCCAGGGAGACCACGUGGCCGUACACAGACUGGAGCCGUCUCAGAAACUCACCGAGGUGGUUGCCGGGCAUCGCCAAAACAAGCUCACCAAGGCCGUCAUCGUAGUCAACACCACAGACGGUCUGAUACUGGGGCCUGCGUACCUGGAGGGGUACGAGGGGAGCAACUAUCCCGUGUUGAUUGUGAGUCAAUCAGACGGUCGGGAAAUGUUGUCGUUCGUGGAGCAAGAGGAGGAAGAUGUUCUGUGUGAUAUUGAGGCAGAGAGUGCAGUCGAUGCGGUGCCUCAUCGUCAGGGCCACUCGGCAGUUAUCACUCAGCAGCCCAGGGCUGGGGCAGCCAAGGGAACUGCCCCACCCCCACAUGAGAGUAGAGCCACAGGGAUCAAGGCUCUGUUCAAAGGUAGUGGCAUCAAGCAUGAGCUGAAGAAGCUUAUGUUCACUGGAUCUGGAGAUACUCCAGUUUCAUUGAGUGGAGAUAGUGGAAAGUUCUGUAUGGUCAUGUCCGUCUUCCACAAUUACGAACGCACAGGAAAGCCAGAUAUAGGUCAAGUCAAGGAUGCUCUGGGGAAGAUCAACAAGCACCUGGAACCUCCUAUAUUUUAUGAUGACUUUCCUUUCUACAUCAUUCUAGCAUACAGAAUGCAUAUGCGGAUGAGCAUGUACCAAUGUGAUGAAAGCCAGCAUUUAAUAAUGGUCUGUAUCAACAUAAUGGAGAAUGGUUCACAUCGUGACAUUUCUACUACCCUCCUUAAAUUUCUAAGUGCAUCAGAUUUCACAAUAAUGUUCGAUGACAAAAAAGGUGAUAUGGCUGUCUUCUUACUUCUUGAACUGGCCUGCAUUGAACUGUGCAAGAUUUCCUUUGCAAGACGCCAGAGCAUUCACACUCAGAAGAAACAACCCCCAAACAUACUUCACGAGAGAUUCAUUUAUAACACAAUGGUUUGGGUGUCGUUGUCUCUGAAAGUGAGGUCCCGCAGAGGAGUUGUGACCAGGAGCACUCCCAAGCAAUGGAAGGACUAUCUCACCAGUAGAAGUCACCUUAUUACGUUAAACCAAGCACAGAUCGAUGGCCUAAAGAUUGGGGUGAAGUUCGGGAAAGCAAUCGAGCUUCCAUCGGACCUUAGACUCAAUGCUGAUCUGAUGUGUGAUAUGCUUGUUCCACGAGACCCAUCCACCGUCACUGUGCGAUACUUCACACACCUCACGUAUUUCUUCAAAGAGAUGCACAGCAACCUGAGCUCUACUGACACAGUGGUCAUUCUGACCUACCUGAGAGGAGUGUAUGACCAGUGCCUUGUACCACGGAAUACUGUUAACUACAGUCGUUUCAGCCCAACUGGUACUCUGGCUGGCACUCUGACGGAGGGCUUAGAGUUCCUGAACCAAGUAUCAGGGAGCUGGGCUCUUCGUAAGGUCACCGACGAUGACCUGAAUACUCAGAUAAAGGCCGAGCUCUCGAAGUGGCUGCAGCUUCUCUUGCAGCUGAUCGACGUGACUGGAGAUCAGGCCCACACUCACCUGAGACAGUUUGUCAAGGGAAAAGGAGUUGUGAAGGACUUUCAGAAGGAAGUCAAGCACACCGUGGUUUCUACAACCAAAGAAAACUUUUCUCGAUUGCCCAUCCAACAAUUUUUCCCGCUGUAUACUGCCUUCAUGAUAUGGCCUUCCACCUUCCUGGAGGACUAUCUUAGACAGUAUGAGGUGCCCGAAGGUGUCAAAAUUUCUGACGGAACGUGGGUUGAGUUUUUUCGGGGAAUUUCAGAGAGAUUCUCAGGAGCCCACUCUCACUACUUCAUCCAUGACUUUCUUCAGUCGGUGGCAAAGAGGUACGAGGAGAGUAAAAGAUCCAGGGAUUUCGUCCUUGAUCUGCUGAAACUGCACGUGCCGACACUUCUUGUCAUUGAGUAUGGAGAAGGAGAGGAUACAGUGAAGGAAGGAGAGAAGGUUCAGAAGGACUUCAAACAGUUUCUCCACAAUUUCGUGCGGAGAAAUGCCCUGAAACAAUCGCUUCUCAAAGAAAUGAGUGUCAUAAUGGACUCCAUCACAGCAGAGAGAGACGAGUUCCAAGGCCUGGUCCUGGAUGUGCUCAAGAAGGAGGUGAUC